Messenger RNA from Rodentolepis nana, 1194 nucleotides. Lineage: Eukaryota; Metazoa; Platyhelminthes; Cestoda; Cyclophyllidea; Hymenolepididae. The record is from the annotation of a GenBank genome assembly.
AUGGGCACACAUUCAUUAGGAAAUAAUUCAUCAGAUGCCCCUCAAGUUCCCGCAAGGAUGUCUACUACGGUGGUUCGUGCUGGUUCGGUCAGAACUCCUUCUAAUCGUCAAAGUGUAGAACAAGUGGAGCUUAAAUCCGACGGCGAGUCACUUUCCCCACCUUCACCUCGAGUCCUCGUUGAAACACGUUAUCUCCUGGCCCACGAAGUUCCCACAACUACUACUCUAUCUGGUGUUCAGCGUAGUCGUUCCUUAAUGACCCAUGCGGAUAUGAAUCCCUCCAAACGAUUCUCUGUCGAACGUGGGAGUUGGGACUCAUCAGAAAAUACGGGAUAUUCACGCACCCCCUCCUUCUCUUUCACCACUGAUUCAAAUGCCACUUCAUUUAAUCGACCGCUUCAUCAGUUUCAAUCCGACCUCAAAGGUUCUGAACGAAUUCCAAUGACAGUGAAACCUCCAGCCACGAAGAACAACCACUGCCACAGUUGGGAAGAAAUGGACGUGGAUUCAACAUUGGAGAUGCUGAAGGAGAUGCAGGAUCAGUUGGAUCGAAGCCUAGCCUUGAGAAAUCAACGGACUGCGCCAUUUCAUUCGACUACCUCGUCAACUUCGACUGCCUCAGAGUGGAAACCAACCUUCGCUACUAGGCGAAACAGAGACGUUGAAGAUGCGGGGAAUUUUGAAGGUCCUGGUCGAACACUAUAUUCUGUCCUGGGACAAGACAUGGCUGCCUGGAACGAGCAGAAUUCUGCAUUUAAAACCACGCCUAAUCGUAAGGGAAUAGUGCGCUCCGCUUCCACUUACUCACCUGUGAAUUACAAGUCUUCCGCGUCUGUUGAUGACGACUCACAGCGUAAUCAAUAUGUGUUUCGUACUCCAACAGCGUCUUUUAGCAGUGGAUCAGGUGUUACGCGCUCAAGUACCUCCGAACGACUGCAUGGUGGUACAAAGGCCAUAUAUACGUCACGGGGACCCUUUCGUCACAACGUCUCCACCGACCAUCUGCUGACUCGAGUUCAUCCUGCUACAAUUGCUCGGGGAGCUACUUCACGUUCGUAUGAUUUUGAAAUUGAGCACAGACGUUGUCAGAGCGCUGAGCAGAAUGUCAAUGACAACAUCGAUGCCGGCCGACAACCAAGCGUUGCUGAGCGUGUGAAACUCUUCCAAAAUGCCAUUGAAAAUCACUGUAAAUAG